Molecule: messenger RNA, 2904 nt
Organism: Phaedon cochleariae (mustard beetle)
Lineage: Eukaryota; Metazoa; Arthropoda; Insecta; Coleoptera; Chrysomelidae
Source: the annotation of a GenBank genome assembly
GAAGUUGAACAUUAUCAGUGAUCUCAGAUGAAAAUUAAUAAAUUCCAUAUGUUCAUGAAUAUUUUUGUAAAAAUUCAGAGAUAAAAACACAAUAAGCAUAAUACUUUCAAAAAGCAAUUGAAUAAUUACCACCAUGUCUGUCAUAAUCGAGACUACAGUGGGAGAUUUAACUGUUGAUCUAUUUCUUUCUGAAAGACCCAGGGCCUGUCAGAAUUUCUUGAAACUGUGCAAAAUCAAAUAUUACAACUACAAUCUGUUCCACACAAUAAGUAGAGGGUUUAUGGCACAAACAGGUGAUCCUACUGGUUGUAGAAGUGGUGGAGAAUCAAUAUAUGGAGUGUUGGAUGGCACAGAAAAAAGAUACUUUGAAGGUGAAAAUGAGCCAAGAAUAAAACACACCAGAAUGGGUUUGAUAUCCUUUGUAGGCAAUGAAGAAAGGAUGAUUGGUUCACAAUUUUUCAUCACUCUUGGUGAUGAUUUAUCUUACCUUGAUGAAAAGCAUUGUGUAUUUGGGGAAGUAGUUGAGGGCUUUGAUACACUAGAAAUAAUAAAUGAGGCUAUCUGUGAUACUGAUGAUCGACCAUAUCAAGAUGUUCGUAUUACCCACACUGUUAUAUUGGAUGAUCCUUUUCCAGAUCCUGCAAAGUUAUAUGUGCCCUCUAGGUCUCCAUCACCUAGUAGUGAGAGACUCAAAGGUGGGCGAAUAGCUCCAGAUGAGGAUAUAGAUGAGAUGGAAGGUAAAACAAAUAAGGAAAUUGCUGAAAUGCAAGCUGAACGUGAAGCAAAAGCUCGUGCAACAAUUCUUGAAAUGGUUGGGGACUUACCUGAUGCAGAUAUGGCUCCUCCUGAAAAUGUGUUGUUUGUUUGCAAGCUGAAUCCAGUGACAACUGAUGAAGAUUUGGAAAUAAUUUUCAACAGGUUUGGUAAAAUCAAAUCUUGUGAGGUCAUUAGAGAUCGUAAGACUGGUGAUUCACUUCAGUAUGCUUUUAUUGAGUUUGAAGAAGAAAAAUCAUGUGAAGAUGCAUAUUUCAAAAUGGAUAAUAUUCUAAUAGAUGAUCGUAGGAUACAUGUUGAUUUCAGUCAGAGUGUCUCCAAGAUAAAAUGGCAUGGUAAAGGUAGAGGUGUCACCCAUUAUGAUGACAAAGGGAGAAAAAUGAUUCAUGGUAAUAAUGAUAUUGGUAAAGGUAAUUAUAAACCUGUUCACCUGAAGAACAAACCACAAUCAUUUGAACCUAGUUUGUCUCCUAGAAGAAACUCAAGGCAUAUUAGGAGUGAUAAAUCCCCAUCAAAAUCUCCAGUAGCAGAUAGAAGAAACAGGAUCCUAUCAAGAAACAACAACAAUAAUUCAAAACAGAGAAAUGAUGAAUCUCACUAUAAGAGAGACAGAUCUAGAUCUUCUUCAAAACCAAGAAAAUAUGAAUCCAGAGAUUCUAAUAAAAAAAGGAAAACAUCUUGUUCACCUAGAAGAUCAACUGUAUUGAGAAAAAAUAAUAAAAGGGAGUCUAGGUCAAUAUCAAAUUCACCUAAUAGAAGUCAAAAUAGGCUUUCCUAUAGAAAAAAAGAACAAUCUAAAUCACCUAAAAGAAAUAGAUCAUCAUCACAUUCUAGGAAUAAAUCUCCUAGAAACUUUGAUAGAAGACUGAAUGAAUACAGUUCAUCUAGAAGAAAAGAGGAGUCUAAAUCAGUCACAUCAAGAAAAUAUGAUUCCCAUCAGAAUUACAAAAAUAAGAAUAGUUCCCAAUAUUAUUCUAAAAGAAAUAAUAGUAGUUCUCCCUCAUGUGAAAAGAGAGAUAACAAAUAUAGAAUCAAGAAUAAUGAAGUUUCAAAAUCCACUAGGAUGACAAAUGAUGAUUCAGAUAAGUAUUCCAGAGGAAAAACAUACUCAUCAAAAGAGAAGAGAGAAAAUCACUCUUCAACACUUGAUGAGAAGAAUAAAGAACAAAAGGGUAAUAUGGGGUAUGCAAAAAAGAACAGUAAAUCUGCUGAGGUAUCAUACUCAGCUAUAGAUGAGAAAAUACAAGAUAAAAAGACCAACAAAUCUUCAAAAGAGAAAAACAAAAAAUUCUUGAAGAAAAAGAAAGUACCUGAAGAUUCUACUGACAGUGAAAAUGAAACACACUCUAGUGCUGAUGAGAAAUCUCAUAAGGAAAAGAAAAAAACUAAAUAUACCCAUAGUGAGAGCUCAAGUGAAAAUGAUUCAUCUGUAGAGGUAGACCAAAAAAAGAAGAAAAUGAAAAGAGUCCCAGAAAGCACCAGCUCUAGUGAUACUAGUGAGGAGAGUGAAGAUGAAGGGAGAAAUGAAAAAUCUGCCAAGAAAAGGACUGAGAAUAAAUGCAGUACUAGCCAUAGUGAUCGAAAACAAAAGCAGAAAGUGAAAAAAACUAGGAAAUCCAAAAAGGAAACAAGUAGUAGCAGCAGUAGCAGCAGCAGUAGCAGCAGUAGUAGUAGCAGUAGUAGCAGCAGCAGUAGCAGCUGCAGCAGUAGUAGUGAUGAGAGUAUUGAAAUGAAACCCAAGAAAAAGAAAAGGAAAUAACAUUGAUCCAAUGAUUUUAUUAUGAGUUUGUAUUAGGGCUGUGCAAGAAUAUCCAUAUACAUAUAUAUAUAUAUAAAGUACUGAUGUAUUGGUAGAACCCCAUUUCUCCAAUAAAUAUAUUUGAAAAAUAUUAAUACAUAUGGAUAUUGAUACACAGGGAUAUACAGAUAAAAAUCAAGACUAAACCAUACAUUGAUAUGAAGUUUCCAAUAUUCUACUGCCCUAGCUUGUACAUCAUAAUUAAUACAUAAUUUUUAGAUGUAAUAAGUACAUAUUUGAUAAUAAUGGUGAAUGAAUUGUUAAUUUCAUUCCUGUAGAUUAUUUUUAUAUUUUCACUGUGGAAAACAUACACAUAAACUAUAGUAAGUAGG